Messenger RNA from Prunus armeniaca (apricot), 1674 nucleotides. The record is from the annotation of a GenBank genome assembly. NCBI's taxonomy places the organism in Eukaryota, Viridiplantae, Streptophyta, Magnoliopsida, Rosales, Rosaceae.
AUGGCUUUCAUGGGGUCGUUCGACCCCAGUGACCCCACUGUAGAUCCGGUCAGUAGUAAUCUUUACAGGCCCUCCUUGAGUUUCAGGGACGAGGUCGCUACUUCAGAAUCAGCAGAGUGGAUGUUUUUAGCCACUAACCUUGGCCUAGAGAUGUUGUCAGCUGCUUCUGUGCUCAUUUCCAUCUGGGAGCUAACAGCAUACCAAAUAGUGCAUAGUGGGUAUGUUUACUGCCUUCGGCAUGCUGGUAAUCCUUUCAAAGCAUCCCUUUUGCCUGCCAUAUUUCUUCUCUGUUUAGGUGGUUCAAAACUAAGUAAUAACCGAAGGAACGCCAAUACCACUGAUAACAACAUCUUGAGAAAGCCUUUGGAUAGUAAUUCCUCUACCUCUACCUCUACAAUUACUAGCACUUCACAUUCAAGCCCGCUAUUUCAGGCUCAACGGGGUCUUCUUCGAUCCAGGUGGAGAGCCCCUCGGAUGCGCUGGACUACCACUCUACACGCUCGCUUUGUUCAUGCUGUUUACCUUUUGGGUGGCCAUGAAAGACAAUAUGAUGUCCAUGAAAAUCCUUCUUCUGGGGAUGCCACUGAAGACAUAAUUUUUUAUCUUCAGAACCAAAGAAAGUCCGGUGAUCAGCUCUCAUCAGCGCAGACUGUUCAUGUUCAAGAUAACAAGGACUCCCUUGGAAAAUUCUUCAAGCUGUGGAAAUUGAGAGAGCAACAACUGGUUUCCCGGUUUGCAAAUACUCGUCAUGGAGAUCAAUCUUCUACUGAGCCAUCUUUAACACCUAGUAGUAAUCUUUACCGGCCCUCCUUGAGUUUCAGGGAUGACGAGCCCAUAAAGGCUACUUCAGAAUCAGCAGAGUGGAUAUUUUUAGCCACUAACCUUGGCCUAGAGAUGUUGUCAGCUGCUUGUGAUCAGUGGGGAUGGGGAAUGCUCCGGCGGUUUUAUCAUCCACCUCCUCGUAAUAAGCUUUUUGGUACUCUUCCUGACAUUUAUGGACUAGUUGCUGGCAUCUCACAGUGCAUUUGCUGUAUAGUUCAGUAUGUUUACUGCCUUCGGCAUGCUGAUAAUCCUUUCAAAGCAUCCCUUUUGCCUGCCAUAUUUCUUCUCUGUUUAGGUGGUUCAAAACUAAGUAAUAACCGAAGGAACGUCAACACCACUGAUAACAACAUUAUGAGAAAGCCUUUGGAUAGUAAUUCCUCUACCUCUCCCUCUACAAUUACUAGCAUUUCAAGUUCAAGCCCGCUAUUUCAGGCUCAACGGGGUCUUCUUCGAUCCAGGUGGAGAGCCCCUCAGAUGUGCUGGACUACCACUCUACAUGCUCGCUUUGUUCAUGCUGUUUACCUUUUGGGUGGCCAUGAAAGGGCUACACCAGAGUCAGUUCUUGGGCUUAUGGAUGUCAAAGAUCUCACCUUGGAACUUGUCAGAUCUCAUUUACAGAUUUAUCGGACGGUUUUCAUGGCCAAUAGAGCAGCGGCCUUUUCAGGACAAUCUACUUUUUCCAGACAAUCUGAUGUCCAUGAAAAUCCUUCAUCUUGGGAUGCCACUGAAGACAUAAUUUUUGAUCUUCAAAACCCAAGAAAGUCUGGUGAUCAGCUCUCAUCAGCGCAGACUAUUCAUGAUCAAGGUAACAAGGACUCCUUGGGAAAAUUCUUGAAGGUCAACACGAAUUAA